This is a messenger RNA of Cuscuta campestris, 774 nucleotides long. NCBI's taxonomy places the organism in Eukaryota, Viridiplantae, Streptophyta, Magnoliopsida, Solanales, Convolvulaceae. The record is from the annotation of a GenBank genome assembly.
CCAGCCCUUCUCCCAAAGGAGCCUAGUGUAUGGCCUAUCACUUCUGAGUCUCUCAUUCACAUGGGAUUCAGGAAGAGACCACGCGACACUGGAUAUGAGCCAGAUCAGGGCACAGGCACAGGCAGUCCUUCAUACAUGCCAGAGAGCAUGCCCGCAAAUGGAGCCUCUUCCUCCGUUGUUCCACGUCCAUUGCCUACUACACUUGAGAAGCUGCCCGCUGCUUUUGGUGAUCUCCGGACAUCGAUUGAUUCACGCUUCCAGCAUUAUGAGGAGCGGUGGACCGCCUUUGAGCAACGUCAGGAGGCUCGCUGGAAGGAAAACCAGGAUCAUCAGCAGCGCAUUGAGACUAGCCUUUUAGAGCAGGGUACACAUAUUGCCCAGAUUUUAGACUACAUGAAGGCGCAGUAUGGAGUUCCUAGCACCACUAGCCAGAAAGGGUACGGUCGCGGGCGAGGAAGAGGACAUGGGCAGUGAGCCAUUCCCUUGCACUAAUAUGUUUCUUCUGUUUUGUUUGUUUGACUCAGGAAUGGUUGGAAAAUCAGUUUGUUUUGAACACACCUUUGGUAAACUAUUUUUAUUUUAAAUUACUCUUAUUUACAUAAGCAUAUUGUUUAUCUUUAAGUGUGAGGACAACUUAGUAUUUGCAUGCAAGUUCUUCCACCAUAACUCUAAUUUCUGAUCACUUUAAAACCUGCGAGGGGCGGUUCUGUUUAAGUGUGAGGAGGAGAGAGUUAUGGUUGAAUCACUAUUUAGGAAUAUAAUUUAUCUCUAUAU